GAUGUUAUACUAGUUGCUGUCGAGCGAAGGUGGUGGUUAUGGAGGGAGGAGGCAGUAAAGGAUGAGAGCAAUCAUAGCUGCUGAUGAACAGAGGGGUGGGGCAUUCGCUUUUGUUGUGGCUCGGCUUGAUUUGGUUUUGGAGUCACCGCGCAUCGAUCAUCGUCCGUCCGUCGACUACUGCGUCACUGGUCUUUGAGCCGAGCGAAACCAAAAGCCAGAAUCCAAAUCCAAAUCCAAGUUCAAAUCCAAAUUCAAACCCAAAUCCAAAUCCAAAGCCAAAGCCAAAAGCCAAGUCAAAAGUCAAAAGCCAAUAAUAAUUACAAGGAUGAUAAUAGUAGUAACAAAGAACAGAGCCCAUCACAGGGAGGGAAAAAAUGGUUAGGGCCAGGUGCC
Messenger RNA from Polychytrium aggregatum, 393 nucleotides. RefSeq lists its product as uncharacterized. The transcript has a single exon. The coding region runs from base 84 to 314 and encodes 76 amino acids. The record is from RefSeq and is a predicted model, not a curated record. Lineage: Eukaryota; Fungi; Chytridiomycota; Chytridiomycetes; Polychytriales.